GUUAGAACUGGAAUCAUCUGAGUGGUCAAUUACAUCUCUAAACUCUGAAACAGCUGUUGAUAUAGAAGAAGAAAGAAAAAUAGUCUCUAUUCCUGCUACAGUGUGGAGUGAUCCAAACCCAAUUUUAGAACUGUCUCAUCGAGUUUCUUCUUGGUUAUUGUUUCUCCGUACAGUGGUAUGGAUAUACCGUUUUCUAAAAAGACUUCCUAGAUCUACUAAUAUCUCUGCUGACGAUAUUAGUUAUGCUGAAAUACAGAUAUUUAAGGUUUUACAAAAGGUAUAUUUCUAUGAUGUCAUCCAUAGCCUUAAAACUAGUGGCCGCUGCUCGCGUUCUAUUCAAAGAUUAUGUCCCUUUCUAGAUGCUGAUGGGUUGAUAAGGGUUGGUGGUAGAUUAAAAAAUGCCAAUCUACAGUAUGAUCAGCAGCAUCCUAUUUUGUUACCGCGAAAGGACAGGAUACUUGAGUUAAUUAUUUCCUAUUAUCAUCGUCAUAACUGUCACGCUGGUCCAGUCACUUUAAUGGCGAUUCUUCGACAACGUUAUUGGAUAUUGUCGUGCCGCAGCAUAGUGCGAUCAGUUAUACAUAAAUGUAACUUUUGUUUUAAAGCAAAUCCUCAUCCUAUUAUACCGCUCAUGGGUGACUUACCAGACUAUCGUGUAAACGAAUCUAAAGCUUUCGUCCAUACCGCUGUAGACUAUGCUGGUCCUAUUUCAAUAAUUCCUUAUCGAAAACGUGGAGUCCGCUCUAUGAAGGCUUAUCUUUGCAUUUUUGUUUGUAUGGUGGUUCGAGCUGUACACGUUGAGCUUACUACAGACCUUAGUACCAGUUCAUUUCUUUCUGCAUUCAAGCGAUUUAUUGCGCGUCGUGGCGCUAUUUCUGUUCUUUAUUCAGAUAAUGCAAAGAAUUUUGUUGGAGCAAAAAAUGCAUUAUCAGAUAUAUUUACACUUACAAACUCGAUUGAAUUUCAUGAUACAUUUGCCACUGAGCUUGCAAAUAAUCGUAUACAGUGGAAGUUCAAUCCUCCUCGAAGUCCUCAUUUUGGUGGCUGUUUCGAAAUAUUUGUUAAGGCUUUUAAGAACCAUUUGCGUCGUGUGGUAGGUGAACAGUUACUAACGUAUGAAGAAAUGUUAACUGUUCUUACACAAAUUGAAUCAGUUAUCAAUUCUCGACCGCUUACACUUUUAAGUGAGGAUCCAUCUGAGCUCACAGCUUUAACUCCAGCUCACUUCUUGAUGUCAUCACCAGUAAAAUUUAUACCCGCUAGAAUGAAAGUAGAUGAUGAACCAGUUUCACUUUUAAAACGAUAUGCGUUGUUGGAUGGUAUGAUACAAUCAUUCAGUAAUCGAUGGAAAUUGGAAUAUCUCCAUUUGCUACAGUCGAGAACAAAAUGGAAUACACAAGUCAAUCCUGUCACAAUAGGUACAGUUGUAGUUAUAGUGACAGAUAAUAUCUCUCCACUUUCUUGGCCUUUAGGAAAGGUAAUGGAAAUUUAUCCCGGAAAAGAUGGAAUUUGUAGAGUAGUUUUAGUCAAAACUGCAACGGGAAUUUAUAAAAGGCCUGUUGUGCGUUUAUGCCCAUUACCGAACCAAUAAAACUGCCUACAAAACCGCUUACAAAACAACUUACAAAACCGCUUACAAAACCGCUAAUAAAACCGCUUACAAAACAACUUACAAAACCGCUUUAAAACCGCUGAUAAAACCGCUUACAAAACAUCUUACAAAACCGCUUUCAAACCGCUUACAAAACAAUAUACAAAACCGCUUUAAAACCGCUCGAUCAACCGCUUAAUACACCGCUCUCCAAACUGCUUUAUGAAUCUUUUACAACCCGCUUUACAAAAUCGCUUUACAAACCGCUAAACAAACUCAUAUAGUUCUAUGAUCUUUUUUACCAAUCGCGAAUAUCAAUUUUCUUUUCUCAUUGUUAUAACUAUUAUUUUUUUGUCUUUUUAUUAUUAUUUCUCUUUAUAAAAAACCCAAAGGUUUUUUAGGCCGGGGGCAAUGUUCACGCCAUCCAAUCACCUUAGUCCUCUCUGUCCUCAUUUUCUGUCCCAACCGCACCCGUUCCUUAAACACCACUCUCUCUCUCUCUUCAAUAUUAAAGUGUGGAAGGAGGGGACUAUGAGACUUGCGCCCGCGCCUCAGAGAGAAGCCAUUACCGCCGUCGCGAGGUCACGCUUGCUCACUUCUACUACUGUGUUUACGCUACCGCAGAGUACCAAGUACUUACCGCUUAAUAUUCUAUACGUGGUCUUCUCCCACGGAGACAAGUGAAGUGCCUGAGGACUAAAGGUGAGUGGUGUUUCCCAUAUUUCUUCUUCUUUUUACGCCGCAUUCCACUUGCCCCUCGGCCCACCUUUUCUUGGUCUCCGCCAUUACAAAAACGUUUUUUUUAAAUUUGUUGUUAUUGCGC
Pieris rapae (cabbage white) is the source of this 2414-nucleotide messenger RNA. RefSeq lists its product as uncharacterized. NCBI's taxonomy places the organism in Eukaryota, Metazoa, Arthropoda, Insecta, Lepidoptera, Pieridae. The record is from RefSeq and is a predicted model, not a curated record. The transcript has 3 exons. The coding region runs from base 518 to 1591 and encodes 357 amino acids. Gene Ontology annotation, biological process: DNA integration. Gene Ontology annotation, molecular function: nucleic acid binding.